CAGGUCUUGCCGUGGCUCCUCCUUUCGUCGCUUGGUUGCGGCGGCGCUCCCGUCCGUCGGGACCGACAUGGCGGCGGCGACCGCCUUUACUUCUUCCUCCGCCUUGCGCCAGGGCUUGGCGCCGCUGAGGAGGUGGCGAGCGCUCUCCUGCCCGGCGCCCCUGGCCGCAUACAGCACCAGCAGCUCCCCUUGCCGCGCCGCCAGUGAUGAAGCAACCAUUAUCUCAGGGACAAAGCUCGCUCAACAAGUUUUGAAAGAAGUUCAAAGGGAUGUAGAAUUGUGGAUAUCCUUUGGAAACAAGAGACCUCAUCUCACUGUCAUAUUAGUAGGUGACAAUCCAGCCAGUCAUAUCUAUGUCAGAAACAAGAUAAAAGCAGCUACAGCAGUAGGCAUUUCUAGUGAGAUCAUACUGAGGCCUAAAGACAUUUCGCAGGAAGAACUCUUAGAUAUGACUGUAAAACUCAACAAGAAUCCAAGAGUUAGUGGUUUGUUAGUUCAGUUACCUCUCCCAGAUCACAUCGAGGAGAGAGCUGUUUGUAAUGCUAUUGCUCCUGAAAAGGAUGUGGAUGGAUUUCACAUUAUGAACAUUGGACGCCUGUGUCUUGACCAGCCUUCUAUAAUACCUGCCACUGCUGCUGCCAUUUGGGAGAUCAUCAAACGGACAGGAAUACAGACAUUUGGGAAAAAUGUUGUCGUAGCUGGAAGAUCUAAGAAUGUUGGAAUGCCUAUUUCAAUGCUUUUACAUACUGAUGGAGAGCACGAAAGGCCUGGAGGUGAUGCUACAGUGACCAUCACUCACAGACACACACCAAAAGAGCAGCUUAAGAUCCAUACGCAACUUGCUGACAUUGUAAUUGUAGCUGCAGGUAUCCCAAAGCUGAUUACAGCUGACAUGGUCAAAGAAGGUGCGGCUGUGAUUGAUGUGGGUAUCAACCAUAUCCGUGACCCUCUUACAGGAAAGACCAAGCUAGUUGGGGACGUGGACUUUGAAGUGUGAAACAGCCAAGCAAAUGAACCAGGAAACUACUUUCUUCCUCUGUGGUUUAAGUUCCCUUUUAUGAUCAUGGAAUGUCUUUGAUAGAAGGUGCAAGCAAGAGGAGGGGAAGGGGGCUGUUAGGCGACUUAACUGGUGCUGGUGCUGUGCUGUUGGUUCUGAUAGAGCAGACUCCUGCUCUGCAUGCUGCUCCUCAGCAGCACACACAGUUUGGGGAGCCACCUCUUUACCUACAGGAUCAGGUCCCUACCUUUCAUAGCUCUCCUGGAUAUUGAAGGUGCAGUAUCCCAGCGGGCAUAUGGAAGUGGUGCAAGUCCUUGCUGCCCUCCUGGGGUUGUCCUAUCUUGGAUCACCCAGCCUUCUUGGGUCGGCUGGUCAGUCUGGUCAAACAGUAGUCACAAACUGCCCCUUACCAAAAAAUUGGGUGGGGUUUAUUUUCUAUUUGUCUGGGCACAGGCUCUCAGGAGGAAAGGGCAACCUGCUGGAGAUAGAUCAGCUCAAAUGGGUUGUGAAAGCAUUGCCCAGAACUAACCCUGGAUAAUAAUGUUCAGAUGAAGAAGAUGACCUUGCAGCCUGGUUCUGAUGAUGUCCUGUCACUACCCUGGCUGUAAGAACUCAGUGGUUAAAACUUGUCUGUUUUACACUUGUCCCAUAUUCUCCAACAUUUUCCAAGUCACAGUCCUUGGUGCUUGUUGCCAGUUAAGUGCUUGUGAACAACUGACAGAACAAAAGA
This is a messenger RNA of Neopsephotus bourkii (Bourke's parrot), 1727 nucleotides long. RefSeq names its product methylenetetrahydrofolate dehydrogenase (NADP+ dependent) 2 like (gene MTHFD2L). Gene Ontology annotation, molecular function: methylenetetrahydrofolate dehydrogenase (NAD+) activity; methenyltetrahydrofolate cyclohydrolase activity; methylenetetrahydrofolate dehydrogenase (NADP+) activity. The transcript has 8 exons. Bases 68 to 997 code for a protein of 309 amino acids. Gene Ontology annotation, biological process: tetrahydrofolate interconversion. Gene Ontology annotation, cellular component: mitochondrion. NCBI's taxonomy places the organism in Eukaryota, Metazoa, Chordata, Aves, Psittaciformes, Psittacidae. The record is from RefSeq and is a predicted model, not a curated record.